This is a messenger RNA of Malania oleifera, 2747 nucleotides long. RefSeq names its product cyclin-T1-3-like. Lineage: Eukaryota; Viridiplantae; Streptophyta; Magnoliopsida; Santalales; Ximeniaceae. The transcript has 7 exons. Gene Ontology annotation, biological process: positive regulation of DNA-templated transcription, elongation; regulation of transcription by RNA polymerase II. Gene Ontology annotation, cellular component: cyclin/CDK positive transcription elongation factor complex; nucleus. Gene Ontology annotation, molecular function: cyclin-dependent protein serine/threonine kinase activator activity. The coding region runs from base 260 to 2113 and encodes 617 amino acids. The record is from RefSeq and is a predicted model, not a curated record.
UGUAAAUAAUGUUAGAACAAGAGGAUUAGUCAUACAAGUGUCUGCUCGGGCGACGUGGUAUUCCAAGACUACCUAAUAAUUUUUGGGCAAAAACGGGGAGUGAGACGAGGAGAUUGCAGGCGCCGAGAGGGUGUGGUAGCCGGAGGGAAGGGAAGAGAGCCAGCGACACAGAGUUUGAAGUUCGGCAACGAUACAGGAUUCGUCGAAACGACGGCAAGGAGGCAACAAAAUCGUCGAUAUUUGCUGGAAAGAGGUACACAUGGCUGGUUUGUUGCCGGUUGAUCCUUCUCAUCAUGCAAUGCAUGAAGGGGGGUUGCACAAGCUUUCUCAGGACAAACCAGAAGGAGCUGGCCGGUGGUAUUUCUCUAGGAAAGAAAUUGAAGAAAAUUCUCCAUCUAAACGAGAUGGCAUUGACUUGAAGAAAGAAACUUACUUGCGCAAAUCGUAUUGCACAUUUCUUCAGGAUUUGGGCAUGAGGCUUAAAGUACCUCAGGUAACUAUAGCUACAGCUAUAAUUUUUUGUCACCGGUUCUUCCUGCGCCAAUCCCAUGCAAAGAAUGACAGGAGGACUAUUGCAACUGUGUGCAUGUUUCUUGCGGGGAAGGUUGAAGAAACUCCUCGUCCUUUGAAAGAUGUUAUCCUUGUUUCUUAUGAAAUCAUUCACAAAAAGGAUCCUGCUGCUGUUCAGAGGAUAAAGCAAAAGGAGGUUUAUGAACAACAAAAAGAGUUGAUUCUACUUGGAGAAAGGGUUGUACUUGCUACCCUUGGUUUUGAUCUUAAUGUGCACCAUCCUUAUAAACCCCUUGUAGAAGCAAUAAAGAAAUUCAAGGUUGCUCAAAAUGCUCUUGCUCAAGUUGCAUGGAAUUUUGUCAAUGAUGGGCUGCGGACAUCUCUUUGCUUGCAAUUUAAACCCCACCAUAUUGCAGCUGGUGCCAUAUUCCUUGCUGCCAAGUUCCUCAAAGUAAAGCUCCCAUCAGAUGGUGAGAAGGUCUGGUGGCAGGAAUUUGAUGUUACCCCACGCCAAUUGGAGGAGGUUAGCAAUCAAAUGUUGGAACUCUAUGAGCAAAACAGAGUACCCCCCUCCCAAGGUAGUGAAGCUGAAGGAAGCACUGCAGGUGGGCCUUCUCAUAGGAUACCAUCAAAAGCUCCUCUCGCCAAUGAGGAAAAUGUAACAAAUAGUAAUUAUCGUGUUGGAAGUACCACUACCACUGGGAAGUCUGGAAACUUGAAGUCUUUGUCAUCUAAUCCACUUCAUGACCAGUUGUAUGCUGAUAAUCAUGGUGGCGCUCCAAGAGCUAUCCAAAGUCAAAAUAAUGAUGCAUCAGAUCACAAUACCGAUGGUGAAUCUAAAGAUAAUCAGCAUCCAGAUCCAGAAGCAUUGCUUGACCAGGAGAAUAUGGGAGGAGCUAAAAUGAUGUUGAUUGAUGCAGAGGCACUUGAUGAGGGUCAGGAAAGUAUUGUUGAAAGAAGUGAAACAAGAGAAGUAGGGGAAUUGAAGGAUAAGUACAAUUGCAGAAAUCUGGAGCACAGAGAAAGUGCACAUGGCCAGUCACCCAAGGAUGCUAUUAAAAUGAUUGACAAAGACAGAGUAAAGGCAGCACUGAAGCAGAGGAAGUUGCGUGGUGACAUUGCUCGGAAAACAGAGUUCAUGGAUGAGGAUGAUCUUAUUGAGAAGGAACUAGAGGAUGGUAUUGAAUUGGCAGUAGAGAGUGAGAAAGUGAAGCGGGAGAGGAAGCAAAGCUGGUCCAAGCCUUCAAGCAGAACAGAACACGAGAACUUGCUUCACCGAAAGCAUCAAGAAGAUAAUGGAGAUGGGCAUCAUCAAGGACAGAAGAGGCAGUCAUCUCGCGGACCAGAGUUAGAGAAUGUGGAAGAAGGGGAGGUGCCAGCAUUCAAUGAUGCUGGCUGGGGUUCAGCGUCCCCCAAAACUAGUCGCAAGAGAAAGCCAGGAAGCCCAGCAGACAAAUCAAUGGAGGGAAGGCAGCGACAUGAUUAUUCGACUACAUCCCAUCACCAUAAUCAUCAUGAUUUUAUGGAUGACAGAAACAGAUUGGGCCGGCUUGGUUACUCAGAUAGGGAUCACAAGAGGCAUAUACAUGAAAAUCACAUCUGAAUAAGCCUCUUUAGAAUUGAUGUUGGAUCCAUAGUGCGAGAAAACCUCAACAUAGCUGUUGUUGCAUUAUUGUUCGCAGGGGUUUUUGCUGUAAGAGAUCGUGCGUAUGAUCAGAGUCCCACUUGCGCUGCCGAAAGUAAUUUUGGCAGCCGCUGUUUAUUUUCAAGGUCCUUGAUCCCGGGGGUGAUGAUGAUUGUUACUAGUGGUCCUAUAUGUGCUUACCCCCAUCGCCCUUGCUUUACGGAGUAAUCUGUUAGAAUAAAAGCAAAAUGAACUUAGGAACACAAGGUCUCUCUCUAUCUCUCUCUCUCUCUCUCCCCGUCCUGGUGAUGGUUUAGGGUAUCUAGUUUUCGGAAGCCUCUUAUUUUUUUUUAUCCUAUUUUAUAUGAUAAUUAUAAUAUGGUUUGAUAUCUUGUCUACUUUUAUAAGCAAUCGUGAUUUAGAGUUGUCUGGCAGUUUGAUGAGUGAUUUCACAUAUUUUUAAGUGAAGUGAAGUUGUCUCAUCAUCAUUGUUUUGUUUCGAAUUGUCUCUUUUUCGGUUUAGGGUAUCUAGUUUUUGGAAGCCUCUUAUAUUUUUGGUCUUAUUUUAUAUGAAUAUUAAUUCGAAUUAUAAUAUGGUUUGAUAUCUUCUCUA